AUUAUAAAUAUCAUGAAAAAAUAACGAGAUAUAAAGAUAUUUUAAAUAAAUUAUAUAUUAAUGAGGGGAAAUUCGAUUUUAAUAAGUCGCAACAUUAAGCCAGGGUUUUAAGAAAAAUGGCCGACUCACGUAACGUCAAAACUUAUUGGGCGAGUGUCUUCGAAAACGUGUGAUUUUUAUCGAAAACGAAGCGAAAUUUAUAUAUCCAGUGUAUGUGACGUGAUUGAGUGCUUGUGUUUUUGUGUUAUUUCAUAAUAUCAAGAUAUUCGUUACACGGUGGACGACGGAACCUACCAAUUGUACACUCGGGUCUGAUGCACAAUGUGAGGGUGGUGGCAUGUGGGGCGCGCAGGCGGGGUGGUGGUGCGGCGCGCUGGCGGCCGCGCUGCUGGCGCUGCUCGCGCUCUGCCGCCGCGCCAAGCGAGCGCCCUCGCCCGUGCCCCAAACGACAGUCACCCAGGUGCACAUAGUGUGUAAUGGAGCGGCACGCGUGACACGUGCUGGGACUCCGCCGGAACCCACACGCGCUCGCGUCGCGCUGGCCGCUGCGCCCGCGCCUGAACCCCCCGUCAACUCCCAACGACCGCCACGUGAUUCACAGCAACCGCCUCACAUACUUAUCGUACAAAACUGCACACAAAAUACUAUUCCUCAGCAAUCUGACUCACCCCAACCCUCGAGCUCUCAAGGUCCUCGGCAACCACCAUUAGAAUAUCGUGGAAUACCGAAGUUACCCUUGCCGGAGCAGUGGCUUCAUAAACGCCCCUUCGAUUACAAGUAUUCGGCGAUUGCGAGACCGUUUGCCCAUAUAGUGAACUCGGAUCUCAUGGUCGAUCAGCAGAGGGAAUCGCGGGCGAAGAAGUACAGCGCCACAAGAUCUCCGUCGUUGGAAAAAGACGAGAAAUCACCCUUUGUGAGUAGUGCGAAAUCAGAAGACACGGAAGUUUUUGGAUUUGACAGCGAAUCUGUGCGUAAGUUGAGCGAAGACAGCGAUAAAUCUAGAGAAAUGGGAGAACGACCGCCCUCUUCGCCGCACGAGAGCAAGAAAGAGCUGUCUCCGACAAAUUUGCGUAGAUUUCGAUCAGUGAGCACGAGGCUCAAUAUGUGUAGUGUUAAUGAGAGCCCUCUGCCAGACGGCCAACAGGAGAGGUUAGAAAUGCAAAGUUCUCCUCGUAUACUCGAGUGUAGUUCAGCUAAGGAGAAGACCUCAGGAACUAAAUUCGAUUUUUCUCCGAAAAUUUUAGCUGAUACCAUUGCCUCUCCGCGUUUUUUCACACCACCCGAAAUGGUAUCGCCCUUAUUUUUCGCGGAACCCUCCCCAAAGUCUGUUUAUUAUGAUAGUGUGAGGUCACCGAAAUUCUUCCCCGAAACGCCUCGCGAUGCAGAAGUUCCUCAGUCGCAACGUGCGUUAGGUGACCACAGAAACCGUACAAAUGGUAUAGAAAAACCCAGCUCGCCUAGAGUUUUAAGUGCUCGACCUAGCCCUAAGGUUCAUAGUUAUAAUAAAGAAAAUUACUUCACAUUCGAACACGUCACUGCAACAGAAGAGAAUGCAGCGAGAGUGUCACCAAGACCGAAACGGUAUGGAGGAAGGAAUUCGAUAGAAAGAGAAAUAUUUACACCACCAGCUGAUAAGGCUGACAUUAAAAAGUACAGAAGGCACAAUAGUUGUGAUACGAACUAUAGAAGCGUAGAGGUGAAUAUUUCCAAAUGCGACGAUAUCAAGGAAACGGCUGAUGCUGGAACUAAAAUGGAAACAACAGACAGAGAUGUAGUAGAUUGCUGUGCCAAAAUAGAAUCUUUGCAAGUUGAUAAAACGGCUAGUGAGAAACACGAACUAACUCCGAUUUCGAAUUCAGCGCAAGUGAGACGACAGAGAUUAAAAUCGAUAUCUCUAGAUUCCGAUAAUGCAAAAAUAAUCGAACAGAAUUUAGGUUUACCAAUAGCCAAACAGAUGAAAGAUCAGAUGAACGAAGCGUACAAAAAUCAAGAAGGGAGUGCGUCCUGUGAAAGUAUAGAGCGGUAUCAGAAGUCACCUUCGAAAGAACGACCAGUAUUUAAGUUUGAUGUCGAACAGAAAGAAAAAGUCGAAAGUGACCCGAAGUCACCUGAUCGCAAGCAGAAGAAAUGUCUCCGUCAAAGUUGUGACACUCAGUCUUUCUUAGAUAUGCCCAGGUUUUCGCCCAAGGAAUUCGAAAUAACCGUUACAUCCGAGGAAGGUGCAACGACAUCCGCUGAAACUCAAACGAAACGAAAAGGCAAGAAUUUGCGAAACUUAACAAUCGAUUUGUCGAAACGCGAUAGCGAUCUGGAAAAGGAGCUGUUGGAAUUCGAGAAGCUCUACACAAAUGCUGAAGAGAAGAAGGUAAAAACGCCAACAUUAAAAGUCAAAGCGACAUCAUUGGAUUCUUCCGAAACCGUUAAUCUUUCUCUACCUCAGAAGAAGACUUUGGAAGUUCCUCAAAAUUCUAUUUCAGUUCCCAAUACUCCUAAACGUCAGUUAAAACGUAUACUUGCUCAAAAGAACGUAAAACACGAUUUGUCGGGUGGUAAAGUUGGAUAUAACUCCAUACAAACUAACGCCGACCAGCGCAGGUUGUUUAUGAAGGGGCAGGAUAGUGGUAUAUUUCUAAGGGAAAACCAUGCGAGCCUCAUGCUAUAUCAACCUGGUACAUCUAGAAUGGGCUCCCGCACAAUGGGUUCGUUUGACGAGAAUAUGACAGAUAAUGCCCCGGAAAUAAAUGUGUCAACCGUCGAUAAUAGACCUGGUUUCCACUUGGAUUCGGGCCAAACUCUAGGUUCUAAUCUAUUAAAUUAUAAACAAAAUUUAAGCGUUUCAAGUACAAAUUUGAAAACCCUUCCCGAGGGUGUACCGUCUGAUGAUUUCGAACCGAGUGCGGAAGACGAGAAACUAGUUAAGAAAUUACAUAGACGCAAUUCUAAUCAAAGUUUAAUGCUAAGUACGCACAGUCUUCAGGGCUCGAAUUGUUCUCUCAGUAGCGCGGGAGCUUCGUGUCAUAAUUUAGCGACAGUUAGAACGAGUAUAUCGAAUUUUAGUUUAAAUAACGACAGUAGACAAAAGAAGUUUUCUCUAGAAAGGCGAGAUUCGAGCGCCUCCAUCAACCCUAGUGAACAUUUAACGCCAACCACGAGAGUGAUAUGUUCGUCUAAUACGAAUUUGUCUGGCGAAGUUUCUAAAAAUUGUCUGUUACAACGUCGAGGCUCAAACAAUAGUCUUACCUUAAAUAUAUUAUCUUCAAAUAACCUUAGUCGACAUUCGAGUAACAGUUCUCUGAACAAGGAAGCUAAACUUGGCCAAAAAAAGGGUUUAUUGGAGAGGAGAAGCUCUAAUACGUCUCUUACUCUGAAUAUUAACACUUCGAAUCCUCAACUAUCAACUAAUCGUGGUUUAAGCAUAUCAAAUUAUAAUCUUAACGGCUCUACGUGUAAUCUAAGCCGCUAUAACAGCAACCAUAGUAUUGAUAAUGCUGAACCAAGAAAAGGAAUCUUGGAAAGAAGAAGUUCAAAUACCUCCCUAACUCUCAACAUCCAACCUCAAGAGCCCAGAGAUUUGGAAAUAGACGAGACAUUAAUUGACGCAAAUCUUAAAGAGUUACCGCACAGGGACAAACACAGGAAGUCGUUGAGUACAGAAAAUUUAAUACCGAAAUCUUAUAAAAAUAGAACAAGGUUCCGGUCAACGGAAAAGGGUUUUGGAUCACACGACAAUUUGUGGUCGGCGUCAUAUGGUGACCAAGAAUAUCCCCAGAACCUAACCUACGUUUGUGGUGAUCAAGAAAAUGAGAUUAUAUACGCAUUCGGUCGCCAAGAGGACCCAAACUUCCAACCCGGUUUCGUCCGAAAUAUUACAACGAAACCCCUGAGCCCUCAAAGUACGUCCGAAGAUUUCAGACUGUAUUUAGCCAAUAUGCAACACUUGCAGAACGCUUCGAGUGUUCUGACGAGACAACAGUUAAAAGACCUGAACAAUGUCUUCCAAAAUGGGUAUUCCAAAUUUAAAUGCUUGAGCAAAAAUGAUGGCCAACACUGUUGUUCAGGUCGCGUGGAUAUCGAUUUAGCGUCUGAGAACCCACAGAUGGCUCUGCCGGAGACGGUCGCAUCGCAACCAUGUUCUGAAUACCAGAAAAUGUUAUUGCGAAACUUACACCAAGAGUUUUGGGAUAUGCCGACGAAUUUUCAGGAGAAGCCAAUAGUGUCAGGGUCCCAUACGAAGAAUAGGUAUAAGACGAUCCUACCUAACGAACAUUCUAGAUUCAUUCUUCGAGCGGACGGUGAUAACUGCGAGGGAUAUAUAAAUGCCAAUUACAUAAAGGGGCAUGAAUACACCAAGAACAGCUACAUAGCGACUCAAGGGCCGCUUCCGAACACAUUAUACGAUUUCUGGUUAAUGGUUCGGCAGAACAACGCCGAAUUCCUCUCGCAACGUCCCCCUGGUACCACCACCGAAUACGUUCAGAAGAUAGUCAUGCUAACAAACUUCAUAGAGAACAACAGACAGAAAUGUGAAAAAUAUUUCCCGCUGGAGAUCGAUGAAGAAGUAACAAUAUCGAGUCCUGAUUGCUCGGAAGUCUGCUUCUUCUUCGAUGAUGAUAUGCCGAAGAACACGUUUAAAAUCAAGAAUAUUGGGAAGAUAAAAAAAUCUGGUUACACUAUAAGGAAAUUGGAUAUGACAUAUGUGAAUUCAAGUGGUGUUAGUGAUGCUAGUGUCACAGUGUAUCAUUAUUGGUUCCACAAUUGGGCAGAUCAUAAGUGUCCGAAGGAUGUAAACGCUUUGUUAAAUUUGAGUUUGGAUAUUUUAAGAGAAGAGUGCUACGAUUUCAGUGAGUGUAAAGACGAGAAAGACGAACAGUGUAAAUGCAGUGAUAGUCCUAAGCCCGGUUCUAAGUUCGUGUUCCCUCCGUUGGAGUCGCAGAGCAUAGCGUGUCCUGUCAAAGUUUGUGUGACGUCACCAUUGAACUUUACUGUUGAAAAUCAUUCACCACCAACGAUAAUUCACUGUUCUGCGGGUAUUGGCAGGACAGGGUGUUUGAUUGCAAUCCUUAAUGGUAUAAAGCAGUUGACAAACGAACAGAAAGUAGAUGUAUUGAGUAUUGUUUGUAAUAUGCGUUUGAAUAGAGGUGGGAUGGUACAAAACUCGGAGCAGUAUGAACUAAUACAUAAAGUAUUGUGUUUGUUCGAACACGCUUGCUUGCCCGAUUUAUAGCUAAA
Molecule: messenger RNA, 5229 nt
Organism: Vanessa tameamea
Lineage: Eukaryota; Metazoa; Arthropoda; Insecta; Lepidoptera; Nymphalidae
Gene: PTP-ER
Exons: 4
Coding region: 338-5224 (1628 amino acids)
Biological process (GO): peptidyl-tyrosine dephosphorylation; signal transduction
Cellular component (GO): cytosol; cell junction; plasma membrane
Molecular function (GO): protein kinase binding; protein tyrosine phosphatase activity
Source: RefSeq, a predicted model, not a curated record